Molecule: messenger RNA, 1584 nt
Organism: Sugiyamaella lignohabitans
Lineage: Eukaryota; Fungi; Ascomycota; Dipodascomycetes; Dipodascales; Trichomonascaceae
Gene: ITR2
Product: myo-inositol transporter ITR2
Exons: 1
Coding region: 1-1584 (527 amino acids)
Biological process (GO): transmembrane transport
Cellular component (GO): membrane
Molecular function (GO): myo-inositol:proton symporter activity
Source: RefSeq, a predicted model, not a curated record
AUGUCAGAAUCUACUUUGGAGUCGUCUAAUGGCGACAAACCCACUACUAGUUAUGAAAGCGACAAGAGGUCCCCUGAUAUUUACGUGGACGAUGAAGAGUUUCAUGACAGUAAACCAUCAGGGUUUUUACUGAUUCUUGUUAUGGUUUCUUCAGUUUCACAUUUCAUGUUUGGAUAUGAUACUGGUUAUAUCUCAGCUGCUAUUGCAAAUAUUGGAACCGAUCUUGGCCCUGAUGUGUUAUCAUAUGGACAACAGGAGUUUAUCACGUCAGCCACUUCUUUAGGUGCUUUUUUCGGUGCUUUGAUUACUGGUUUUUUGGCUGAUUUCUUGGGCCGUAAGAGAUGUUCGAUGUUUGCUAACUUCUUUUUGAUUGUUGGUGCUGCUAUUCAGUGCGGUGCUCAUACUGUAUGGACUAUGAUUGCUGGCCGUUUUGUCAUGGGUAUUGGUGUGGGUCUUGGAUCGGUUGUGGCUCCUCUGUACAUUACUGAGUUGGCACCCCCUAGAUACCGUGGCCGGUUGACUAUUAUGGCCUCUAUUAUUAGAACAGGUGCCCAGCUUAUUGCUUAUGGUAUUGGAGCUGGUCUUGAUCAUGUAUCUCAUGGAUGGAGAAUCUUGAUUGGAAUUUCCAUGAUCCCUUGUGUACUGCAGACUGUUCUUUUGAUCCCACUUCCUGAUUCCCCUCGAUACCUUGUUCAAAGGGGUUUGCUUGAUCAGGCCAAGAGUGCACUGACUCGGACCCAUGUUGGAGCCACUGAAAUGUCGAUUGACAACAAGAUUGCUGAGCUCGUUAUUAGUACCAACGAGCUUUACCCUGAAGGUACCACUGCUUUUGGAAGAUUUUUGCUUCACAUUCGUGACUUGUUCCUGAUCCCUUCAAAUCUACGUGGUCUGGCUAUUGUCUGUGGAUCUCAAGCCAUUAACCAGUACACCUCGUUUAACGCUCUCAUGUACUUCUCGUCGACUAUUUUCGCCAUGUGUGGUUUCUCCAACCCUACUGCUGUCUCGACUGUCGUUGCUGGUACAAACUUUGUGUUCACUGUGGUGGUUUACUAUACUAUCGACCGGGUGGGACGUCGUAAUCUCAUGUUGAUUUCCCUUGUUGGUAUGACUAUUGGUCUUGCUGUUAACGCUAUUGCUUUCCAUUACAUGGACAUUAUUUUCAGCAAUAACUCUGCCACUGCCGCUUCCACCAACUCCAACACCUGGGGAAUUGUGAUUAUUAUCUUCAUGAUGUUCUACGUUGCUUUCUUUGCUAUUGGAGUUGGUGCUAUCCCAUGGCAACAAUCUGAGGUUCUGCCUAUGAGUGUUCGUGGUCUGGCUUCCAGUUUGGCCUGUUGUGUCAACUGGAGUGGCAGUUUGGUUGUCGCCUCCACCUUCUUGACUAUGAUGCAAAAUAUUACCCCCACUGGAACCUUCUCUUUCUACACUGGUAUCUGUGUUGUCAGUUUCGUCUUCAUUUGGUUCUGCUUCCCUGAAUUGAAGAACCUCAGUUUGGAAGAAACCCAACUUAUGCUAGAAGACGGCUUCAAUGUUAAGAAGUCGGUCGCUCUUUCCAAGGAAAGAAGCAAAAAGGUUAUCAACUAG